AAUUACUUUACAUUGCUAAAUUAACACAGUGCGUAUAUAGCUCCGAUCGAUCGACAUCCAUGGCGUCAGCUCAAGCUCAAUACACUGUAACUAAGUAUGAACAGGAAGGUGAUCAGACUGUUCGCCCCGUCGCAAAUUUCUCCCCAAGUUUGUGGGGUGAUCUUUUCUCUUCAGUUUCCACUCACAUUCAGGAGGCGGAAUUCUACGCCGGAGAAAUCGAAGCUCUGACGGAGAAGGUGAGAGCGAUGAUCGUCUCCGGCGACGGCGCCGGACGCGUCGAAGAGAAAUUGAACUUAAUCGAAAAAAUCGAACGUCUCGGAAUUGGGUAUCAUUUUGCCGAAGAAAUUGAGGAACAAGUCCUCAAUUUUCACGGCGCCGCCGUCACCGCCGGCGAUCUGAACACCGUCGCGCUUACCUUCAGGUUGCUCAGACAGCACGGCCAUCGCAUCUCUUCUGGAAUCUUCCAGAAGUUCAUCGGAGACGACGGCGGAUUCAAGGAGUCCAUAAAGGGGGACGCCAGAGGCCUACUAAGCCUAUACGAAGCUGCUAAUUUAAGAACACAUGGAGAAGACAUUCUGGAUAAGGCAUUAACAUUCGCCACAGGUUGUCUGGAAUCCAUGGCGCCCAAAUUGAGGUCUCCAUUAAAGGACCAGGUGACGUACGCCAUGGACCAAAGCUUCCACCGCGGCAUCCCGAGGGUGGAGGCGUACAGAUUCAUAUCCUUUUACGAAGACGAAGAACAUUCGAAAGACGACCCGUUAUUGAGGCUGGCAAAGUUGGAUUUCAAUCUGCUGCAGAUUCUCCAUAGGAAGGAGCUUUCGGAGCUUACGAGGUGGUGGAAGAAUCUAGGGCUUGUCUCGAAGCUAAGCUACGCUAGGGAUAGAGUAGUAGAGUGCUAUUUUUGGACAUUAGGGGUCUAUUUCGAACCACAAUACUCACAGGCUCGGAUCAUUCUGGCAAAGACCAUCGCCAUGGUUUCUGUCAUCGACGAUACCUACGAUUCGUACGGAACCAUUGAUGAGCUCCAAAUCUUCACCGAAGCUAUACAAAGAUGGGACAUUAAUGAAGUGGAUAGACUCCCCGAUUACAUGAAAAUAUUGUACAGUGCUGUUCUUGAUCUGUAUGAUCAGUACGAGGAGGAACUAAGCCACCAAGGACGAUCAUUCGCCGUCGAUUAUGCGAAAUCCAAGAUGAAGGAGAUAGCGAGGAGCUACAACGUCGAGGCAAAGUGGUUCAUCGAAGGAUUUAUGCCAUCAUUCGACGAAUACAUGUCGAAUGGUUUCAUUACAAGCACUUACUACCUGUUGGCGGCGACAUCCUUUGUUGGUAUCGACUACGCUACUAAACAAGAUUUCGAUUGGCUCAAAAAUAAGCCCAAAAUUCAAGUGGCUAAUGUCACCAUUUGUCGUGUUGUCGAUGAUAUCGCCACCUAUGAUAUUGAGAAGAAAAGAGGACAAAGCGUGACGGGGAUCGAAUGCUACAUGAAAGAUUAUGGGGUGUGUGAAGAAGAGGCUAUGGAGGCAUUUCAGGACAUUGCCGAGAAUGGUUGGAAGGACAUAAACAAAGAACUCGUCGAUGAGAAAUCGGUGAGCAUCGACAUUCUUACAAGAGUGGUGAACUUGUCACGAUUAAUCGACGUCGUUUACAAGCACAAUCAAGAUGGAUACACUCAUCCUGAGAAACUUCUCAAGCCCCUCAUCACUGCUUUGCUCGUCCAACCUUUGCAUCUGUGAAGGAAUUAUAGCUCAAGUGGUUGAAUUAUUAUUAUUUUUUCUUUCAUAUGUGGGAGAAAAUAUAUAUAUUUAAAAAAAAAAAAAAAAAAAAAAAAAAAGAAAA
Messenger RNA from Andrographis paniculata, 1836 nucleotides. RefSeq names its product vetispiradiene synthase 2-like. Bases 60 to 1733 code for a protein of 557 amino acids. Gene Ontology annotation, molecular function: magnesium ion binding; terpene synthase activity. NCBI's taxonomy places the organism in Eukaryota, Viridiplantae, Streptophyta, Magnoliopsida, Lamiales, Acanthaceae. The record is from RefSeq and is a predicted model, not a curated record. The transcript is spliced from 6 exons. Gene Ontology annotation, biological process: diterpenoid biosynthetic process.